This is a messenger RNA of Corythoichthys intestinalis (scribbled pipefish), 2520 nucleotides long. RefSeq names its product interferon regulatory factor 4a (gene irf4a). Gene Ontology annotation, molecular function: RNA polymerase II cis-regulatory region sequence-specific DNA binding; protein binding; DNA-binding transcription factor activity, RNA polymerase II-specific. Lineage: Eukaryota; Metazoa; Chordata; Actinopteri; Syngnathiformes; Syngnathidae. The record is from RefSeq and is a predicted model, not a curated record. Gene Ontology annotation, biological process: regulation of transcription by RNA polymerase II; immune system process. The coding region runs from base 644 to 1957 and encodes 437 amino acids. Gene Ontology annotation, cellular component: nucleus. The transcript is spliced from 9 exons.
UACUUCUAUGAAAUUUCCACAUAAGCUUGAAAUGCUGGAUUGCUCAAACGGACAUUAAGGACUUGUUUUUACCAUUGAUUUAUGUUAUAACUUAAAGGUCAUGCAAAAAAAAUUUAAUGAGAAAAAAAACAAACUAUGGAACGCUUAUUUCAAUUUUUGACAUAAUAAAAACAGUCAAUUCAAGUGUAAAGGGUGCUUUUCUGAGGGCAAUAAGGCUGACUAACGCUCUUCCUGUUUUUUGAUGUGCAUGAGAGGUGAUGCAUGGCCACAACAAAAACAUUAAGACAAGUUCCUUUGUCACACUAUGUGCAUUAGAAAAUAUAUCUUGAAUGAAUUGCAGUAAGUUAGCACAACAGACAGCACAUAUUUACAGAUGAAAACUACACGCUUGUAGAAGUUUUUUGCUUCUGUCAAAAAUAUUUGUCCAUGCAGUCAGUGUUCAGUUGUAAUUGUGAGAAUCUUGACAGCACUGAGCACCGCCGAAGAAGAGCACCUGACUGCCUACAGAGCAUCUCUUGUGCAAAGAUCUUAGCACAUCAGGCUCCUCCCUGAUCCCCGCAGCCAAUCAACUUAUGAUAAGGUUUAAAAAACUGACAUAAGAGGACAGUCCAUUCAGAGUGAUACAACUUUCCCGGUUAAAGAGAUGAACUUGGAGGAGGACAAUGGCUCAGGAGUGGGCUGUUGCAACGGCAAACUGAGGCAGUGGUUGAUUGAUCAGAUUAACAGUGAGAAAUACCCUGGCCUUGUUUGGGAAAACCACGAGAAAACCAUCUUCAGGAUUCCAUGGAAGCACGCUGGCAAGCAGGACUACAACAAAGAAGAAGAUGCUGCGCUCUUCAAGGCAUGGGCUACGUUCAAGGGGAAAUAUAAAGAAGGUGUGGACAAGCCAGAUCACACCACGUGGAAAACCAGACUUCGCUGUGCCCUUAACAAAAGCAAUGACUUUGAUGAGCUGACACAUAGGACGCAGCUGGACAUCUCAGAGCCUUACAAAGUCUAUAGGAUCAUUCCAGAAGCAGCCAAGAAAGGUACUGUAAGAGGAACAAAGAUGAGUUUUAGUAUAGAGGAUGCAUCACAUUCCUUUGGUUUGAUUGCGCCACACUCAACACUGCACAGCCAGGCACAAACACAGGAGAGUAAAGACUGGAGGGACUACAAACCUCCAGAACAACAUUCUUUUUCUCCGGCGUAUCACUGUGGAUCUAAGGGAGACUUGCCGUAUGCUCAAUGUCACUUUCCUUCACCAUUCAACCUCGCUUGGCCAGAGUCACUGUCAGAAAACAGCUUUCAGUUCUCCUUCUUGCCCUACUUGUCAGAGGCCCAACAGCCUUUCUAUACAAGUAUGGUUGACUACAGCAAUAACACAACAGAUUUCAGUCUACAUGUGUCCCUAUUCUAUAGAGAGUCUUUGGUGAAGGAGGUUACCACCAGCAGCCCAGAAGGUUGUCGCAUCAGCCCACCUUCUUCCUCCUUCUCGCCAUUGUCCUCCACCCCAUCUCCCUCGGAGUUUCACAACAGUGCAGAUGUUGUUCUAUUUCCAUUACCGUUACCUGGAUCUCAAUGGCUGGGUGCCGAGAGGCUUCUUCAGAUCCUGGAGCGGGGAGUGCUCCUGUGGAUGAUGCCGGACGGCCUGUAUGCCCGGCGUCUUUGCCAAGGACGAGUCUUCUGGCAUGGGCCCCUCGCUCCAAAUGCGGAAAAACCCAAUAAGCUGGAGAAAGAGGUGCCGUACAAACUGUUUGACACCCAGAAAUUUUUGAUUGAGCUUCAAGAUUUUGCCAACAAUGGACUGCGUGUACCCAAACACCAGGUGGUUCUCUGUUUUGGGGACGAGUAUUCCAACCAACAGCGUUCAAGAAAGGUUAUCACAGCUCAGGUGGAGCCAGUUUUUGCCAGAAAAUUGGUCAACUUUUACCAGAAGAGCAAUGACCACUACUUGCAGACAUACCAACACGUCUAGGAUGAGAACUCAUCCUGUCUAAACAUCCUCCCCUCCCAGAGGUCCUCACACGUCCAGGAGUGACACACACACAGUCACACGUUCACAACCUAUCUUCUCUUACCACAUCUAUGAAAGAAAUAGCAGAGGGCCCCUACUGACCACACCUCACACAUAUACGUUACUGAGUCUCUAUAUGUGUGCUCUAUACGUUUUUGUGACUAUGUGAAGGAUGCGGUUUUCGAGCAAGGUUAUGAGGUGCGGCCACUCAGACAGGAAAUACUAACACAGGUGCACAGGAAGUGAGGCCCCUCACAAAAACACAGGGAUAACACAAUGUUCAAACAAAUAUGAAUAACAUAAUAUAUAUGAAUACAAAAAUCUACUAAUGUAAGGUAAUACUCCCUCAUUUCUAUGAUGGUAUUUGUCUAGAACAUUGGUGGUACACAAACUAUUAUUUUGGGCUUCUUUUGAAUGUGGUAUUGAUUGUUAUAUAUGUAGGAAUGAUGUACAUUGUCCUAUCACCCGUUCCCUUUUACCUGAAUCUAGUGGCCUAAUAAAUGAGAAGAAAAACUACCUUUGUG